UGAGCCGCGUCAGGCCCGGGCUCCCGCUCCGCCCGCAGAGUCCCAUGGCGGCGGCCGCGCUGAGGAACGCGGCCCAGGUGAGCGCGGCGCCCCGGCCCACCGGAGCCCUAGUCUCUCCGUGGCACUGUGACCUUUGAAGAUGUAGCCGUCCACUUCUCCUGGGAGGAAUGGGAUCUCCUGGAAGAGACUCAGCAGUGCCUGUAUCGCCAUGUGAUGAUGGAGAACUUAGCCCUGGUGACAUCCCUAGGUUUUUGGCAUGGAGCAGAGGAUGAAAAAACACCUUCUCAGCUGAGUGCCGCUUUUGAAGCGUCCCAAGCCAGAACUUCUGGAGAAGGUCUGUCUCCCCACACGUCUCAUACCGGUGUGAUAUGGGGCCCGGUCUCGAGAGACAUCAUGCACACAUGUGGCCCAGAGGGAACACAUUGUGAACAGGCAAGUGAAGCAUGGCAGAGGCAGUUCUGUUGCAGUGCAGACACUCAUCCACACCAGGAGCAGUUGGGAGAGAAAAGUGGCACAAGUAGUGUAGGCCUUGCCUCUUCUGGGAAGGUCAGCGAAGCCCCUAUGUCAGGGGAAGCCCUCCCUGAUGGGGGCGGCAGCCAGGAGUCCCUGGCUGCUGCAGGGCUCUGGCAUGAGAAGCCCACGUCCACUGGGGAGCGGUCAGAUGCUAGCAGUCACGGGACAGCCGUCCAUCACAGUGGAAAGCCUGAUUGCAGCUAUGUGGCAGUCACAGACACGUUCAGCUACACACGCUCAGCUGGUCAGCAGCAGAAAACCCUCCCUCGAGAACGGUGCUACACGUGCAGUGACUGCGGGAAAUCCUUCAGCAAAAGCUACAGCCUCAGCGAUCACUGGCGGCUCCACACCGGGGAGAAGCCGUACGAGUGCGGGGAGUGCGGGAAGUCCUUCAGGCAGAGCUCCAGCCUCAUUCAGCACCGGAGGGUUCACACCGGCAUACGGCCUCAUGAGUGCGAGCAAUGUGGGAAGCUGUUCAGCAAUAAGUCCAACCUCAUUAAGCACCGGCGAGUCCACACCGGAGAGCGGCCCUAUGAGUGUAGCGAGUGCGGGAAGUCCUUCAGCGAGAGUUCAGCGCUCCUGCAGCACCACAGCGUGCACACUGGAGAGCGGCCCUACGAGUGCAGCCACUGCGGGAAGUUCUUCACCUACCACUCCAGCCUGAUAAAGCACCAGAAGGUUCACAGCGGCGCUCGGCCCUACGAGUGCGGCGAGUGCGGGAAGUCCUUCAGCCAGAACUCCAGCCUCACGGAGCACCGGCGGGUCCACACGGGAGAGCGGCCUUUCAAGUGCGGCGAGUGCGGGAAGUCCUUCAGCCAGAGCUCUGCACUGCUUCAGCAUCAGAGAGUACACACCGGAGAGCGGCCCUAUGAGUGCAGCCAGUGCGGGAAGUUCUUCACCUACAGCUCCAGUCUCCAGAAACAUCAGAGGGUUCACACUGGAUCGAGGCCCUAUGAGUGCAGCGAAUGUGGCAAAUCCUUCACUCAAAACUCCAGCCUCAUUAAGCACAAGAGGGUCCACACUGGAGAAAGGCCUUAUAAGUGCACCGAAUGUGGCAAGUCCUUUAGUCAUAGCUCUAGCCUCAUUAAACACCAGAAAAUUCAUAGUCGAUGAAGGCCAGUAAGGCCUUAGGAUUGACAGAGAAGCUCUAGCUCUGUUAGGCGGUGCUGAGAGCAGUGAACAACAGAAUUGACUCAGCUCAACAUCUUAGCAGAUUACUGUCAUGUGGUGAUGUGCUAGUUCCUUGUUCAGUACAACUCUGGAGAAUUGGUGUCAUGUCUUUAACAAGCCACCUCAUCCGUCCAGAACUGCACAGGAGGCCCAGGUAUGUUGUAGCUACACUGCUAGGUGCUGCCUUGUUCUGUGGCCAUCACAGCUCUGCCUCCUGGUGACGCCUACAGUGUGCUGUUCACCCAGCGUGGUGUGUGAAGCCGGGUGGAGCUGGGCUUCCCCCAGGGUCCACAGAGGCAAGCUGAGCAGACAGCUCUCUUUCCCUUCUUUCUUUCCCAAUGACAUGGGGACGGACCUGACCCAGUCUGGCCUAGAGGAUUCAAAGGGUGGACUGAAUAGUUCAGGUGUCUUGUUCAUGUCACAUGACUUAAUGGAUGUUCCUAGCCUCAGUUCUACCACCUGCCUCCCAUGCUCUGGUUUGUAUAAUAAAAGU
Dipodomys ordii (Ord's kangaroo rat) is the source of this 2176-nucleotide messenger RNA. Its product is annotated as zinc finger protein 154-like. Lineage: Eukaryota; Metazoa; Chordata; Mammalia; Rodentia; Heteromyidae. The transcript has 3 exons. Gene Ontology annotation, cellular component: nucleus. Bases 214 to 1626 code for a protein of 470 amino acids. The record is from RefSeq and is a predicted model, not a curated record. Gene Ontology annotation, molecular function: DNA-binding transcription factor activity, RNA polymerase II-specific; histone H3K4 methyltransferase activity; recombination hotspot binding. Gene Ontology annotation, biological process: regulation of transcription by RNA polymerase II; positive regulation of reciprocal meiotic recombination.